Molecule: messenger RNA, 534 nt
Organism: Galeopterus variegatus (Sunda flying lemur)
Lineage: Eukaryota; Metazoa; Chordata; Mammalia; Dermoptera; Cynocephalidae
Gene: MICOS10
Product: mitochondrial inner membrane organizing system 1
Exons: 4
Coding region: 58-294 (78 amino acids)
Cellular component (GO): mitochondrion; mitochondrial inner membrane; MICOS complex
Source: RefSeq, a predicted model, not a curated record
CCAGGAGUCGGGGCGCCUGGGCCGGCCGAAAGGAAAGCUGGCGCUGCGGUGGGGAACAUGUCGGAGUCCGAGCUCGGCAGGAAGUGGGACCGGUGCUUGGCGGAUGCGGUCGUGAAGAUAGGUACUGGUUUUGGACUAGGAGUUGUUUUCUCACUUACCUUCUUUAAAAGAAGAAUGUGGCCAUUAGCCUUUGGUUCUGGCAUGGGACUGGGAAUGGCCUGUUCCAACUGUCAGCAUGAUUUCCAGGCUCCAUAUCUUCUUCACGGAAAAUAUGUCAAAGAGCAGGAGCAGUGACUUACACCUGAGAACAUCCCAGUGGGAAGAAAAGAGAAAUUAUGUUUAUUCCUCAGGAAUACUGAAGUGCCCUGGAGUAAGCUGAUACUCUUCUGUAACAAUGUUAUCAGUAAUGCUUUAAACUCCAGCACACUGUUUAUGUAUUUGAAACCAAGUCUGUUUCUUGUUUUGUAUUUUCUCUCUGGCAGUUGUAAGGAGGUGGUCUUAAAAGAAAUAAAUUAAACAAAAAUAAGAGACCCA